CUAUCGAUCGUCUUUAAUAGUGCUUACACACACAUACGAAUCUCACUUGGUAUGAGGGACUUGAUGUCCUGUAACUGCCUGUAACCAUCCCUGUCGCACCUAACACUGGUUCUUCAACUUUUCUCUUAUUGUCGUACGUCGUGCGGGCCAUCGACCACCUUCAAAAUGUUCUCUAAUCGUAUGACAAUGAUCGUGCGACUUGCUGCACAGCAGCAGCAGCAGCAGCAGCAACAACAACGUGGCAUGGCAACCCUUAAAGCCAUUUCCAUAAGAUUAAAGUCAGUUAAAAAUAUUCAAAAGAUUACCCAAUCUAUGAAAAUGGUGUCUGCUGCUAAAUAUAGUAGAGCAGAACGUGAUUUAAAACAAGCUCGUCCGAUGGGUGUUGGUACAAAAACGUUUUACGAACAAGCAGAAAUUCAGCCACCAGCGGAUGAACCAAAAAAGCUAGUUAUAGCGGUAACAAGCGACCGUGGUUUGUGUGGUGCUGUACACACUGGAGUUUCCCGUAACAUUAGGGAUUCUCUAUUAGCAGAUGCCACAGAGCGUGAAAACACAAAAAUUGUAUGCAUCGGUGAAAAAUCACGAGCAAUUUUAUCGCGCAUGUUUGCCAGUAAUAUACUUUUUGUUGCAUCUGAAGUUGGUCGAAAGCCGCCCACGUUUAAUGAUGCUGCUAAAGUGGCAACUGAAGUUAUGAACAGCGGGUACAGCUUUGGCUCUGGACGCAUUGUCUACAAUCGAUUCAAAUCAGUAGUGUCGUAUGCUGUUGAUCAAUUGCCUCUUUUUGAUAAAAAUGCUGUGGUCACUGCACCUAAACUGUCUGUAUAUGACUCUCUUGACGAAGAAGUCAUUCAAAGUUACCUAGAAUUCUCCCUGGCUUCUUCGCUGUUCUAUUCUAUGAAAGAAGGUGCCUGCAGUGAACAGUCCAGUCGUAUGACAGCCAUGGACAAUGCCAGCAAGAAUGCAGGAGAAAUGAUAGACAAGUUAACUCUAACAUUCAACCGUACCCGACAAGCUGUAAUUACUAGAGAACUAAUUGAAAUUAUUUCUGGUGCUGCUGCAUUGGAUUAAACAUCUGAAAUUUGUCAUACGAUUGGUACACAAUAGUGUUGGAAUAUAGAUAAGAAGGAUGGUUAUCGCAUGAAAAUCAGCUGCAUAAUUCGUUUAAAAACAUAAGCUCGAAUUUAUGUUGAAACGAAUUUGUUGCAGAUGAUUGAAUGUUUAAAAAUACAGCAAUUAUAAAUCACAAGAUCGAAAUAAAUCAUUCAAAACUUUACAGGACUGAUGUAUUUGUUAAUUAAAACUAUGGUUAACUGCCAAAUUAAAUAAAUAAUUCUAUUUACUUUUA
This is a messenger RNA of Hylaeus volcanicus, 1345 nucleotides long. RefSeq names its product ATP synthase subunit gamma, mitochondrial (gene ATPsyngamma). The coding region runs from base 166 to 1068 and encodes 300 amino acids. The transcript is spliced from 3 exons. Gene Ontology annotation, molecular function: proton-transporting ATP synthase activity, rotational mechanism. NCBI's taxonomy places the organism in Eukaryota, Metazoa, Arthropoda, Insecta, Hymenoptera, Colletidae. The record is from RefSeq and is a predicted model, not a curated record. Gene Ontology annotation, biological process: proton motive force-driven ATP synthesis.